CCCCGCCACGCCCUGAGCCCCCCGCUGCCCCCCGCAGCCGCCGCGGGACCCCCGCGGGAGGGACCCCCGCGCCCAUGGGGGACGCGCCGGUGCCGGAGCUGGAGGCGGUGCUGGCGGGGGGCGCCUGGGAGGUGGGCACGGAUUUCGAGGGGUGCCCCGCGCCCCCCGCGCCCGUCCGCCUGGGCAGGGACGUCUGCUACGUGGUGCUGGCCGUGCUCUUCAACCAGGAGGACGCCGUGCUGCUGGUGCAGGAGGCCAAGGCCGGCUGCCGGGGCCGCUGGUACCUGCCCGCGGGCCGCGUGGAGCCCGGCGAGCCGAUCGCGGCCGCGCUGCGCCGGGAGGUGCGGGAGGAGUCGGGGCUGCUCUGCGAGCCCCUGACCCUGCUGGCCCUGGAGGAGCGCGGGCCCGCCUGGAUCCGCUUCGCCUUCCUGGCACGGGCCACCGGUGGGACCCUGAAGACCCUGGCGGAGGCGGACUCCGAGUCCCUUCAGGCCACCUGGUGGCGCGGGGACCCGCGCUCGCUGCCGCUGCGCUCGGCGGACAUCCUGCCGCUGCUGGAGCUGGCCGCCCGCUACCGCCGGAGCCCCGCGCACCCCGCCACGCUGCCGCGGGAGCUGCCCUGCUCCCCGCUCUGCCUGCGCCUCCUGCUGCCCUUCACCAACGCCACCGGCGACCUUUGGGUGCUGCUGGCCACCGGUGACACCCCGAGGCUGCCCGUGGUGGCGUGCGGCACGUCCCGCUCCGAGCUGCGUGCGGGGCUGCUGCGGCCGCUGCUGCGGCUGCUGCGGGAGCGCCUGGCCUGGGAGCCGCAGCCCGCGGCUCUGGGGCUGCUGGGGCUGCAGCACCGCCCCGGGGGCUCCGGGGACACCGACGGGAUCUGCUUCAACGUGCUGCUGAGCGUGGCACCGGCUGCGGGGCGGGAGCGGCCGCCCGAGCCCCGACACCCCGCGCUGCGCUGGUGGCCGGUGCGGGAGGAGGCGAUGCGGGAGCGCGUCCUGCAGAGGCUGCGGGGCACCGUGCCCGUCCGCAGCUAGCGCACGGGAGGGGUGGGAUUGGGAAUUUGGGGGGCUGUGCUAAAGGGGGAGCCCCCCGGGAUGUGCUCCCGUGGGUGCGGGGCGCUGCGGGGCCGGGGUGUGGGCGCUGUGCCCAAGGGGAGCUCCCCGGGAUGUGCUCCCGUGGGUGCGGUUUGGGAAUUGGGGCGCAAUGCCGAUGGGGGAACCCCCCGGGAUGUGCUGCCGUGGGUGCGGUUUGGGAAUUUGGGGGGGCUGUGCUAAAGGGGAGCCCCCCGAGAUGUGCUCCCGUGGGUGCGGGGCGCGGUUUGGGAAUUGGGGGGCUGUGUCAAAGGGGAGCCCCCCGGGAUGUGCUGCCGUGGGUGCGGGGCGCUGCGGGGCCGGGGUGCGGUUUGGGGGUGCGGGGCGCUGCGGGGCCGGGAUGCAGUUUCGGGGUGCGGGGAGCAGAAAUAAAAUCAGCCCCACUGCU
Molecule: messenger RNA, 1479 nt
Organism: Taeniopygia guttata (zebra finch)
Lineage: Eukaryota; Metazoa; Chordata; Aves; Passeriformes; Estrildidae
Source: RefSeq, a predicted model, not a curated record